AUGAGCUUCUCGCUCACGUUCUCCGAGCUGGUCAACAUCGCCAUCCCGCAGUGCGGGGUGGUGAACUUCAAGGCCCUGCAUCUCCUGCUCCAGGGCAUCCUGGAGCACAUCCACAUGGCCGAGCUCAAGAAGGACCUCUCGGGAGAUGAAGACUUCCUUCAGACCUCGCAGGUCAUGUUCAUGCCCCGAGAAGGAGAUGCCCAGCCCAUCCUCAGUCCCAUGAAGAGGCUUAGCAACGUCUUUGACCAUGUGGUGAGCCGCAUCGACAAGAUGGAGAGCCAGCUGGCCACGCUGCAGGACCUGCCGUCCACCUCUCAGCUGCUGGAGGGCAGCCGGGGCAUGGGCCAGCCCGCCCAGGAACUGUGGCACCUGAUAAAGCUCCGGAAGAUGGUGGAGGGCAACGAAGAAGCCACAGCAAAGUCCAUGAAGACCCUGCAGGAUUUGCUCACUGACAUUUGUGCACUCAAGGUCACCACUGAAACCCUCAGGAAGGAUGUGGACAUGCUGAAGGACAUAUUUGAAAAGAUACAGCCGGAAAGAAUGGACACGCUCUGUAAAGACCUGAAAGGGCAGAACCGGAAGAUGAGUGCACUGCAGCAGGAAGUGAUUUCUCUCCAGAAAAAGAUGGUCACCAUCCCCAAAGCUGAGGACGUGGUGCUCUGGAGCGGCCUCCAUGAGGCCAUGUUCCCCCCGGAAACUUCUCCACUGGGACCUGCUGCACCACAGCUGGAGGAUUCCGAGCUGUGGCAGGUCACAGAGCAGCUCCCAGAGACUGACCUUCCCCAGACCAUCAAGUACCAUGAUGCUGUCGGUCAUGUCCACGUCUCAGAGACCAUCCCACGCCCCCACUUCCUGGAGACCGUCUGGCAUUAUGAUGUCCCAGGGCAACUACAGGAGGAGGAGUCUGCCCAAGCAGUUCUGCUCUCCGGGGAGCAGGGGCCAGGCCAGCCUCAGGUGCUCGAGCCUGGGCCUGCACCUGUGCCUGGACCUGGGCCUAGGCCCGCUCCAGGGCCAAAGCCUGAGCCUGAGCCUCCUGAGCCCCACCCUGCACUGGGGCCUGUGCCGGGCCUGGAGCCCACACCUGCACUGGGGCCCAGUCUGACACCUGGGUUCAUGCCAGCACCUUGGCCUACAUUCAGACCUGGGCCUGCCCCCGGACCUGAGCCUGCCCCAGGCCCUCAGCCCACACCACCAGGAUUCUGGCCUAUGCCGCCAGGGGGCUGGCCUCCUCCCAGAGGCUGGCCCGGCACUAGCACUUGGCCUUUCUGGGGCUUAGGCUACUUGCAGCCUGGCCCAGGCCCGUCAGGCCCCCCACCUGCACAGCUCCAGGGCUUCAGGGCCCCGCCACAGGCUACGGAGCUGGGCUCAGCUUGGCCUCGUCCACUGCAGUCACGGUCUCACAAGGCAGAGACGCACCAGCUCCCAGCUAUCUCAGAAAAAGCGGAAAAGUAUUACUCCCGCUCCAGGAGAGUCCCUCAGGACGAGGCCCCCAGGGCUGACGCCCCCAAGGAAGCACCCCCUAAAGGUCCCCGGUCUGUCCAUCGGAUGAAAACCACUGCUGCCAUUGCAGCCGCUGCCGCUGCUGCCUACGCAGCUGCUGCGACCUCAGCGGCCCGGGCAGCCGAGGCCGCCGCCAAGGUGGUCAAGGAUGCCCCUGCCACCAAAUUGGCCAGUGUAGCAACGACCAUGGCUGCAUCUGGGCCCUUAGGGGUCUUUGCAGAUGUCCUGGGUGCAGGAUCUUCCCAUGGGGCCACGGCCUCCGUGGCCUUCACCGAUGACAGUGAGGUGGAAGACUUGCAGGAGAUGGAGUACGACUUCUUCUCUCCUUUGUACUCUGCCACCAGCGUCCCUCCCGAUGUGACCCUGUCCCAGGCCAUGCUGGCCGCCAAACAGGCUGUGACCCCUGAUGACAAGAGGAACGCCGUCAAGUGCUCUAUGAGCCGCAUAGCCCAGAUGCCUGUUAGACAUGACUCCCUGAGAGAAGAGUUUGCCCAGCUGUCAUCCAGCCUGCAGCAGCACUUGACUUAUCUAGCUAAUAUGGGAGCCUCUUCCCGUCUUGGGACGACAGUGGACGUAUUGCAAGAAAAGAUUGGCAACCUCCAGGAAUCCAGGAUGAAGGAGGAGGAGCUGGAGAGAAUUUGGGGCCACCAAAUGGAGACGAUGAAGGAUCACUACGUCGUGCUGGACAAGGUGGUGGAAAAGCUCCAGAUUCGCCUGAAUGAGUUAAAGAUUAUCCGUGCUCAAAUAAAAAACCUAGAAAUGCAUAAGGCAGACAAAAGUGUGAUGGAGCAGGAGUUGAAAGAGAAAGCCGACAGGAGCACCCUGGCAGGCAAGGCAAGCCGGGUUGACCUGGAAACGAUGGCACUGGAGCUGAAUGAGAUGAUUCAGGGCAUGUUACUCAAGGUUGUGACCCACGAGGAUGACUGGAAGAAGGUUCUAGAGCAGCUGAGAAAGGACCUGAGCACCAAACUGGUUCACAGUGAUCUGGAUGAUCUGAAGAAAGAUGUGAAUGAGGUCUGGAAAGCAGUCAGGAAGCUGCUAAUCGAAGGCCUCAGAUAUGACCCUGACAGUGCUGCCGGCUUUAGGAAGAAACUGUUUGAGCGGGUGAAAUGCAUCUCCUGCGACCGGCCCGUGGAGAUGAUGACCGGCCCACAACUCAUCACCAUCCGCAAAGCCCACCUGCUGUCACGGCUGCGACCCGCCAGCGCCACCAGCUACGAGUGCCUGCAGCGGCAGCAGAUGAGGGAACAGCAGUGGCUGCAGCAGCUCCAGGACCUUGGAGACCAAAAAGGGAGCCUGGACUCACUGGCCUCCCAGCAGGACUGGGGUGAUGGCCCCGGAAACGACACCAAGCUCAAGUUCAAGUCAUAUAACUUGUCAACGCUCUACCCCUAUGGGGACCCCGAGGUGUUGGACUAUGACACAGCUGAGGUGGACAUCCUGGGAGUGGACGGGAUCCUGUACAAGGGCAGAAUGAGCAGGCAGGACGGGGCGCGGCCUGUGACCAGUGCGGAGAAGGAGCUGCCAGCUGUGAAGUUUCCACGCCCCCCGACUCGAAACCUGUAUGAGCGUGUGCGCCCCAGUGCCUUAUUUGGUGCCAUCUACCCCCCCCUGCACCCCCGAACCAGCGUCCCCUCAGCUGCCUCGGGCCCUCACUCCACGAUGCCAGUUCGGCCUCCGUCUCUGCCACCCCUGCCACUGCUGCCACCAGUGAUGCCAUCUCUGCAGGACCGCCAGCAGGCCCCAGAGCCCGCUAGGAACCCGAGGCCUCUGCGCCUUGUGUCCCGAGCCAGCACGCAGCCUGCCGAGGAGCCCGCCAACCCGUGA
Molecule: messenger RNA, 3327 nt
Organism: Diceros bicornis minor
Lineage: Eukaryota; Metazoa; Chordata; Mammalia; Perissodactyla; Rhinocerotidae
Gene: C26H16orf96
Product: chromosome 26 C16orf96 homolog
Exons: 17
Coding region: 1-3327 (1108 amino acids)
Source: RefSeq, a predicted model, not a curated record